Messenger RNA from Acanthocheilonema viteae, 1287 nucleotides. The record is from the annotation of a GenBank genome assembly. NCBI's taxonomy places the organism in Eukaryota, Metazoa, Nematoda, Chromadorea, Rhabditida, Onchocercidae.
AUGAAAUUACAGGUGCUACUAGCUAACGAGCGACAAUUUCAUCGUGGACUAACGAAUAAUUCGAUCUCCAUUUCUUUGAUUAAAGCUGAACGAAAUUCGCAACCAGGUGAAAAUUCAAAUUGUUAUUCGACUGCAACACAACCUUCCGCAACAGAACCAGCAGGAACAACGCCAGCUGAAUUGUCAGGAGACCGCAGAAAUGACGAAAUAUCAGUACCAACCAGUUCCGUAGCGAACAAUGCGAACGAUGCUGCUCAAAUGGAUAUUUAUCGGGAUUUGAUACUACGACAUCUCAUUCAAGAUAUAAAUACAACAUGUACCAAACUUGGACUACCAACAGACCCGCAAGCUUGGAGUGCCGAGCAUAGUGCCCGCUGGAUGUCUGAAAUGUGCGUGCAAUUUCAACUUCCCCCACCACGACAAUUAUACAUGAACGGGCGUACUUUAUUAUCGAUGACACAGGACGACUUUAUGGUUCGAGCACCAGAAGGGGGUGACACGCUGCAUGCACAAUUACAAUUAUGGAAAACUGCAUAUGAUUCAUACAGCCAACAAAAUAACAACAACACAACCACCAACAACAACAGUAAUAAUAAUAACGGCAACAAUCAAGGCAUCUCACAAAUAACCCAAAACUGUAAUCGUUCCUCACAAUAUUGGGUGAAUCCUUCUCCACUGGCGUUGAAUGUAACAGAACAAGGAGAACUGCUAACAUCAGCGCAAGAUUAUUUAAAUAAUUUCAAUCCAAGCAAUACCGAUGCAGCUAUUGGCAUGAGCUGUUAUCCUAACAAUACAUAUCAAAACGUAUCUCAAGAAGGAACUCUUCUUGGAAAUGCUGCUGUACAACAGCAAUACUAUGCAUCAGCCCAGACCGCUGGAAUCGGAAUUUUACCGAGUCCAAGCGAUUCUGAAAUAUCUUCUAACGACUCUUCAAUGAAUGAUGUAAAUACUAUUGAUGGGACUAUCAUUGAUGCUCGACAAACAGGCACACCACAAUUCCCUCGACAUUCUGGCACAGUGCAUCUUUGGCAUUUCAUCAGAGAGUUGCUGGAUCAUCCGAAGCAAUAUAGCUCAUGUGUUAGAUGGGUUGAUAGGCAGGAAGGUACUUUCAAGAUAGAAUCGUCACACCACCUGGCUCGUUUUUGGGGUCAGCGCAAAAAUCGAGCCCAAAUGAAUUAUGAUAAAUUGUCACGAUCGUUGCGACAGUAUUACAAGAAAGGUAUUAUUCAGAAACCUGAGAAGAAGCAACGUCUUGUUUACAAGUUCCUUCCGCCAUAUAAUUUGUAA